Molecule: messenger RNA, 3335 nt
Organism: Strongylocentrotus purpuratus (purple sea urchin)
Lineage: Eukaryota; Metazoa; Echinodermata; Echinoidea; Camarodonta; Strongylocentrotidae
Exons: 6
Coding region: 241-3285 (1014 amino acids)
Biological process (GO): signal transduction
Molecular function (GO): protein binding
Source: RefSeq, a predicted model, not a curated record
CCGAUUUUGCGCGACAUGCAAGCAUGCGUGAAAAGUGUCGUUGGCUUUGUAAAGGCAUUCGUGGUGUAAGGUUCGGUUUAGUUUGGAUGAUAUUUAUUUAGACGCAAUUUAGAUUUGCACAAAUCACCAGUACAUUGUCGAAUAGUUCUUCUUUAAGCGAAGUUUAAACAUCAAAGAACAGCCAAUCGAGGGAGUGAAUUUUCUUUCGAACUUCAAAAUACGAAGUAUCCUUAUGUCACCAUGCCUGUGUCUCUUGGUGAAUGGCGUGUCAGGAUCGGCACGUUCAUGCGCCGUCGGAGGAAAGAAUAUGACUACAACUACUUUUGGAGCAAACUUAACAACUUAAUUAAAAAAAGCAAGAAUGCGGAGCCACCCAAAGAAAACGACAAUCCUGAGUGUAACAUCUCAUCUCGUACUGGCUCUUCACCUGAUGCGAAUAGUUCUCAAGGGAAAACGGAUUGUCGACCUGCGUCUCCUUACAAUGUCAACCUGAAUACCGCUCAAACCGGGCCUUCAUGUGACGUCAGCAUUAGCAGAUGUAAUGCUAAUUGUCAGACUCGGUCACCAUGUGACGGUCCAGAGUUUGAUACUGUAACGGAGAGAGGAUUCCCAUGUGAUGUAAAAAGACCCGGUCAUAGCGAUGUCUCUCACUCUGAGUCUUCGUGUGCUGAAAACAGUGGUUCUCCAACAGCAAAUGAGACCAACCCUGUCCACGAUAACACUGACAUUCAGAACCCAGUUCCCCGACCCUGUGUAGAAGACGAAUUGGACAAUAGAUACAUAACCAUUAAUCUAGUGUCACAUGAAUACCCCCCUAAUCCCGUUCAAAUAAUAGAACUACCUGAAGUUGUCACAUCAGAAUCGUACUCAGAUGUACCUGUAGCCAUCGCGGGUGAAACAGAUCGUAUCCAAACAGACGUGGAGGAGACAUCAAGCUCUUCACCGUCGGGGAUAGAGGACCUAUCAUCGGGCUUGCCACCUAAACCAAGGCAAGAUACAACGAGAAGCACCGAGCAAACAACACCAUCCAACAGGGAAGUAACAGAGCAUCACGGAUCACCGACUUAUCCGAUCCCCGUAUCAGGGACAGCCACCAGUGAAGCAGAUGCAAUCAAAGGAAAUGACUGUCCACACAUGACCAAUAUACUCCUAUUGAGAUCCGGUGACGUAGAACGAAACCCUGGUCCAAAUGAUAACCCUGGAUGUCUGACCGAGCUCGAGCUUUAUCUCAUUGCCGACGGUAUGGAUCCCUCAGACUUCAGGAAGGUCGGACUAGCUUUUGGAUUCUCCGAGGCUCAACUAAGUCGAUUUGAAAAAGACAAGCUUGGCGACUCCAUGCAUGCUACCUAUCAGAUGCUUUACGAAUGGCGGAAGACAGUACGUGAUAGCGAGGCGAGGGAGACAUUGGUCGACAUGUUAGAAAGCAUUAAGCUGGUACAGCUUGCUGAUAGUGUACGAAAAGGUCAGGUUGGUGAUGACAUACCCUCAAUGACAGAGGAGGAAAUCAAGCGGGUUGCUGAAGAGAUCAAACGCUAUUAUACAAUUUAUCUAUGUCAAAUUCAAGCCGAUCCACUGAACAGCGAGCUUCAAAUUGAAUUUGACCGAAUCUUCACCAAUCUAACGUUGAUGGAAGAAGACAAAGGUACAACGCGCAAGAUACCGCUUCUCUACGACGACCUCCUCAGGACGAAAGUCAACAAAAUCUGUGCCAAACGCUUGUUGGUGGAAGGUGAAGGUGGUGCGGGGAAGACCACUUUCUGCGCCAAGAUCGCUUGGGACUGGAUCCACGGAAAAGGUUACCAAGAUUUCAAACUAGUUCUUGUCAUCCUUUUUCGCGAGGCAAAGGAAAAGACUGUUGGAGAGAUAGUGAAAACGUAUCUUUCUGACAAAAAUCCAGUCACUGCCAAGCAGCUAGACAAGCACAUCCUUUCAAAUUCUGAUGAUGUCUUUCUUGUCAUGGACGGCCUAGAUGAGUCUACUGUUGAUCUUAACUGCAUUCAGCAAAUCGCCCUGAUUAUUCUUGAUAAGCUGUUCAAGUCAGGGACAGUACUUAUUACAUCGCGACAAUGGAGAUCAGAUGAGAUUAGGAAGAAUGCCGAUCUCAGAAAGGGGUUUGCUUUCAUUGCUCUGGAAGGUUUCUCUGCUGAAAACCUCUCUUCCUACAUCACCAAGUACUUUCAUCCAGACACAGCUUCCUCUGAAGAUCUGAACCGAUUCAUAUCGAACAACGAUGUGAUCAGAGAGAACAUGGCCCCUUACCCCAUAUACACAGCCAUGCUAUGCAUCAUGUGGAAAGAGUUUGAUGGAAAGCGCCGAGAGGCAAUGUCCAAGCUGCAAACAUUUUCCCAGCUCUUCAAUGAGAUGAUUGACUUUUUGGUUGAUCAUUACCUAUCGAAGCACUUUCAAUCAUGUAUUGUUGAAGGCAUAUUGAGAGAGAAUCGUUCAGAUAUUCGUCAUCAUCUGCUUCAAAUUGGCCACAUUGCCUUCAGGGGACUUCUUGAGAGACGGUUAGUAUUCACAGAAGAAGAGUUUCAGAGUUAUCCAGAGUCCAUCGAUGUAGGUUGUAAAGUUGGUGUGCUCACCAGAGAAAAGAAAGUUCUUCCAAGAAAAGACAGAAGAACUAAUCCAAAUACAGUAGUUCAAUCGGUGCAUUUCCCUCAUAAGCUCUUCCAGGAAUAUCUAUCAGGAAUGUAUCUUGCAUCUCUAUUCAACUCACAUUGUAAUGAGUAUGACAGGUUGAUAGCGAUAAUCAUGAAGGAUGCAGGGGAAUACCGGUACCUACUGUACUUCACCUCGGCCCAGCAGAAGGAGAUCGGAUUGGAUAUCGUAUCUCAUCUCAAAGCAGGAAAAAGAAAGCGUAGACAUGAUGAUGACUUCGUCGUAGAUGUAGCAUACGAGAGCCAAGACCAGGCAGUGGCCAAAGCAGUGGCGGAUCACCUCUCCUCUGAGUCUAGCAAGACACUGACGAUCACCGAGAGCAUGCAGGCACACACAGUAUCAGGGCAUAUCUUCAUCAUGAAUCAUCGUGAAGUGGAUCACCUGAUAAUUGAGAAGCCAUGUGGACGGACGGCUUCAGAGGACCUGGUUGAACUCAUGUGCUCAUCACGAACACUGAGAUCUGUGAAGAUCGCUACUACUAUCCCUAUGCAUGAUGUCUUCUACUCGGUGCUUGCGAAUAAGGCAGCCGACUCCAAGGUCCGUAUACAUCUGUGUAUUAUCCACGUUCUGGUAUAUUUGGUACUUCUUUAUUUUAAAAGGAAUGGAUGCCAUAUUCAGUCAGGAUAAUAGUUUUUCAUAAGAUGUCAUAAGAUUAAUUAAAUUAGGAGAAUACUGGA